AUGAAAGAAGUAUUUUAUUCACGUAGUCUUUACGAUUAUGAAAUCUGGCAAAAUCAUUAUAUGUUGACAAUGACACGAUGGAUACGACAACCAACUAAUAAUACCCCUCUUACGGAAACAUGGCAACCAAAUAAUGAACUCGCUCUUCCCAAAACCCUACCAUCUUGUUCAAAUCCAUAUCCAAAUUUAUCUCGUUCACCUACUCCUAACAAGUUCAUCAAGUGUUCCUGCUUCUAG
Molecule: messenger RNA, 237 nt
Organism: Ambispora gerdemannii
Lineage: Eukaryota; Fungi; Glomeromycota; Glomeromycetes; Archaeosporales; Ambisporaceae
Source: the annotation of a GenBank genome assembly